AUGAGGCAGGAGGUAACAUCUUACUCAUGGACAAAGAAGCAAAUACUUCAGCUAAGCCAAAGACACCAACGGAACCACAUACACGUAAUGUAUGAUCAUGACCUUCGAAGAAAGUUUGCAUAUGCAAACUGUGGCAAAGAAGAUGCAAGGAAGGAAGAGUGUGGCUGCCGGAGAGGUAGAUGGGAAGGCGGCAACAACCGCGGAGAAGUCAUCUUCUGUGGGAGAUUCUACCAUAAGAAACCUAAUAAGAGAAAAAGAGGAUUGAGGAGGAUCAUGCCCAUAAUCGUGAUUGUGCUUCCACCUCAAAGAAAAGACGAGUGGUGUGGGAGGAGGAGUUUCACAUAA
Molecule: messenger RNA, 345 nt
Organism: Arabis nemorensis
Lineage: Eukaryota; Viridiplantae; Streptophyta; Magnoliopsida; Brassicales; Brassicaceae
Source: the annotation of a GenBank genome assembly